AUGGCACUACGAGUCGCAGAGACCACCAUUGCUAUGGCGGCCGCCGCCUCAGAGCCCUGCACGCUGGAGCGCCUCUGCUCGUCCAACUUCGCGAAGCACCUCAUCGCGCCGCUGCAGCGCGCCUCGUCCCUGUUGGGCUCCGGCGACCUGUGGCAGAUGCACGCCGACGCGGACGAGGCAGAGGCCGCCGCCCUCGCCGCUCAAGGCGGUGACGCUGGGGCCGCGCGUUGGCCUUGGAAAAUGAGCGCCGUCGUCGCGCGCAUCGAGACGUCGCUGUCGCGGUUCACGCGGGCUAAGCCGCCUCCUUCCCCCACCAGCGCCUCGAGCAAGCCGAUGAGAUCGCCGAUAGCCGCGAGUGUUACCGCCGACCUGCCGGCGAUGUCGCCGAAAUCGCCCAACCCCGUGUCGAGGAGGUUCAAGCAGCGCGGCGCCGCGGAGUCGCAGAUUCAGUUCCGCCUCUCCCCUUCUCAUCUCGCCUCCGUCGCCGGCGCCUCUGCGGAACUUGAUCUCGCCGCCGCUCGCGGCACACGCAAUGCGGCCAAGGCCACGCAGGAGGAGCCCGUCGGUCGCGGGGCGCCCGCCGCACGUCGCGGCAGAGCGACCUUGAGCAUGGAUGAGGAGCAGCUGAGCGCAUGGCAGCAGCUCGCCCCCCCCAGUAGCCCAACAGGUCGUGGCGGCGCGAUUGGCGCGCAGCGUGCGCACAGCUUCCGGCGAUUUAGCACGAUCUGCCAGGUGCGGGCGGGAAGCGGGAGCACGGAGGCACGAGAUGGCGCGGGGAAUGGCGCGGGGAGCGGCGAGGAUGCGCGCGCGGAACGGGAGGGGUUCGCGGCCGACGGGAUUAUCGUUCUGGCGGGCGGACUGAAACGCGACGGCACCGUUCCAGCAGAGUGGGUGGCGCGGCGCCUGGAUGCAGCGACUGGAUUCAACCAUGCCAUGCACGGGGGGCAUAAGGAGGACAAUCAGCGUUUCCCCUUCCCCUCCCUUUCUCUCGUCUCCCCCUCCCCACCCUCCCCUUUCUCCCCCCCACACCCCCCUUCCUCACCCAUUCCCCGCAGAGCAGAGUGGGUGGCGAGGCGCCUGGAUGCAGCGGCGCAGCUCUACCACGCCAUGAACGGGGGGGAGGGGGAGGGGAAGGACAGCGCACUGAACGGGGGGCAAGGGGACGUCUCCGCCUCCGCCUCAACCUCCGCCUUCCCCAGUGUCCCCUCUAGCGCCUGCCGCUGCCCCAUAGUGGUGCUGGGGGCGGGCACGCCGCACGUGCAGCCAGUGCUGAGUCAGCACGGACACAUGUGGCAUGAGAGCAGCGCGUGCGCUCAGUACCUCAUGGACAACCACGGCAUCCCCUCCGCGCACAUAUACAAGGAGUGGGCGUCAUACGACACCAUGGCGAACGGGUUCUUCUCUCGAGGCGCCUCAUAUAGUUCCUUCCCCUCCCCUCCCUCCCCCCACGUUUGCUCCCCCCUUCCCCCCCUUCCCCCCCUUCUUCCCCAGCACAACAUUCCCCCCACACACAUCUACAAGGAACCCUCCCCAUUGCUCCCCCCUCACUCCUGCUACUCCUCCCCCCCACAGCACGGCAUCCCCGCCUCGCACAUUUACAAGGAGUGGGCGUCAUACGACACCGUGGCAAACGGGUUCUUCUCCCUCGUGUGGCACGCCGUGCCGCGGCGCUGGCAGCGCCUGCUGGUGCUCACCUCCGCCUUCCACAUGCCACGCUCCGCCCUCAUCUAUGAUUGGAUCUUCUCCCUCCAUGGCUCCGGCUUUGCUGAUCUGCGCACUCCUCCGCUGCUUUCCCCCUCCUCCUCUUUCGCCUCCUCCUCCUCCUCCUCCUCCUCCUCCUCCUCCUCCUCCUCCUCCUCCUCCUCCUCCUCCUCCUCCCUCUCCCUCCCCCUCUCCCCCUUGCGCCCACCACACGGCCAAUGGGAGGAGUACAUUCCGCCCUGGCGUCACCAUGGGCUGAGGGUGGAUGGAACAGGGCCGACUGGGGAAGGUGGAUUCAGGAGAGGGCGAACUGCAGGACAGGGUGGGGAGAAGGCAGGGGGGAAUGGGGCUCUGUUGGGGGAUUCACCUGAUCAGGUGGUUUCGCAGGUGCCGUCGCCAGGGGAUCCGUUGGAGCAGGGCUAUGAGAUUCGGUUCAUCAGCGCAUCGGAUGCCGGCAUUGAUCCUGACAUGAUUCAGCACUUCCAUCCGAACCUGCUCUCCACUCCCCCUUCCCUUUCAGCCGCGCUGCAGCAACGAGGCAGACAGCAUUCGCCUGCUGAUGCCAUGCAUACCACAUCUGCAUCUUCUCCCCGCCUCGUCCUGGCCCUCACCACCCACUCCCAACACAUCCCUCUCAGGCCCGGCAAAUAA
Messenger RNA from Closterium sp. Naga37s-1, 2352 nucleotides. The record is from the annotation of a GenBank genome assembly. Lineage: Eukaryota; Viridiplantae; Streptophyta; Zygnematophyceae; Desmidiales; Closteriaceae.